Capsicum annuum is the source of this 535-nucleotide messenger RNA. RefSeq names its product F-box protein At4g22390-like. The annotation marks the transcript as partial. The transcript has a single exon. The record is from RefSeq and is a predicted model, not a curated record. NCBI's taxonomy places the organism in Eukaryota, Viridiplantae, Streptophyta, Magnoliopsida, Solanales, Solanaceae.
GAUGUACAGAAACUUGAUUGCUCUUUAAACGCUAGACCAUUGAGUUGCAAAAUUUAUUGCUAUUGUGAUGGGCUGGUUUUUCUGUUUGCUUCUGAUGGGCUCAAUAAACAGUAUAUGCUAUGGAACCCCUCCACAAGAGAAUCAAUAGUACUUCCCCGUCCAGAAUUUUCACUGAGUUAUUGUAUGUACGGAUUAGCAUAUGAUUCAGCUAGUGAUGACUAUAAGAUCCUUAAGAUUGACGCUACAUCGGUUGGUCCCGAAGUAUUCAAUGAAAUUCUUGCUUUGAAAAGUGGUUCCUGGAAAAGAGUUGGUAAACCUUCAUUUCGUGUUCUCCCUGUGUCAUGUGGUGUGCCAUCUGGUAGGGAUUGUUUGGCACUCAUACAUGGAACAUUUCAUUGGGUUGGUCUAUCAAACUAUGGCAUUACUAUUGUUUCAUAUAAUAUUUCAAAUGAGGUGUACGGACAGAUACCGCUGCUGGAGAGAAUGCGCAUAUAUCGCAAGAGGUACCUUGAAAAUGAGGUUUCAGUAUUGGGAG